Messenger RNA from Suillus paluster, 1786 nucleotides. RefSeq lists its product as uncharacterized. Bases 24 to 1529 code for a protein of 501 amino acids. The record is from RefSeq and is a predicted model, not a curated record. Lineage: Eukaryota; Fungi; Basidiomycota; Agaricomycetes; Boletales; Suillaceae. The transcript has 6 exons.
AGGAAUAUGCUACCGCACACCCUAUGCACGCCCAAGACGAGCACAACGUCGACACACUACCCCCAUCUGUACCAUUCCAUCCAUUCUUGUCACUUGUAUCAACACCUCUCGAUUUGCCUACCUUCACCUCCGAUACUACUCUCGUGGUCCACGACAAUGUUCUCCUCUCUGACGAAGCCGAGCACACCAAAGCCAUUGAGUUGCCUGGUGACGCGGCCGAAGGGACUUUCCACGAGGUACAAGCACACCCUACGCUCGACCCGCACGAACACGACACCCUACCCCCAUUUUUCCCAUUCCAAUCCUCGUCGCCUGUAUUUCAAUCAACGUCCCUCGAUUUGUCAAUUAUCGUCUCAACCUGUAACCACGAACCAGCAUGCACUACGCCCGACAAACACGAACACCACGGUGACUUCGACAUCCUACCCGCGACAACAACAACUAUCGACAUCGACUAUGGACCCUCACCUAUUAACACUAACCUUGAUACUGACCUGGCCCUUCCUGGACCCACAAAUCCUACUAACGCAUUGACUCAGAAACUGAAGGCCACCCACCUCCGAAGUGGCCAGAAGUUCCUCCCAGACAAAAUCAGGUCUGCCAGACAACAAAGCUCGGUCAGUCAUUUUGUCGUCACGUCCCUAUUGCUCGUUGACUCAGUACAACUAGUACGUCACCUCGUGCACAUUUGCGAACGGAUUCGCGUCGACCACGCAGCCCUCAUUGACACCUGGGUUGCUGGCAUGACAGAGGUGGGGCUCAGCUCGCUGCUGACCGGACACCGUGAGACGUCGCCAGCAUCACCGCCCUCUCCCAUAGUGGACGAGGUUUCCGCUCCAGAGCCCGGUUCACGCAUGAAGGCCCGCCUUGCAUCACUUCGCCAGCGAACGCAUGCGGUCGCAGCAGCAGUUCCAGCUACCACCGCCACCGCCACAUCUUCAUUGUCCUGGCAACGCACCGGUUCUAAUGCACUUCGACAUCAGAAGUCCCGCCCAUACAAGCUCAGGGUUUUCUUACAGCAAAAGCGCAAACCUCGAGCUUCUCGCCUGAAUGCUGCCUGCGACAGCAUUGGGCGUUCUCGCCUCCAGCGACACGCCAACAGAAUCAUACAUCACCUCACACACGUAUGCGAACGAAUUCGUGUCGAUCAAUCAGCCCUCCUCUAUAGCUGGGUUGGUGGCAUGGCGGACGUGGGGCUUACCUCAAGGCUGACCAGACAUCACCCCAUGUCGCCAGUAUCACCGCCUCCUCCCAGACCCGGUUCACGGAUAAAGGCCCACCUCGCAUCACUUCGCCAGCGAACGCAUGCGGUUGCAGCGCAAUCCCAACCACCACCGCCGCCGCCGCCACCGCAUCUUCACUACUCUAGCAACGCAUUUCAUCAUACCAUUUCGCACCCACCCGCUUCACUUUGGCGCACAGAAGCACCGCCGCCUAGCCGGGAUAAAUCUCACAGGCCACGAGAGCUGAAGAGAACGCCACGACGCCGCAUCACGACCAUUUCACGACUCUCAAGACACCACGACUGAUUCACGACAAUUACGACUGAUGACACUAAUCACAAUGGCCUACUUCAUUGGGAACACCAUGCUCCCCCACAAGACCCUGGCGAGACGAGAUUCGACCCGCUUUCAAGUGCGACACCACGUCCUUGGUCGCUGGAAUCGAUGUACAGGGAACCCAGUGACCUCGUCCUGUGGAAACACUUCGCUUAUAUCUACACUACCCUUUCCCUCGCUUGAACCGCCUGUUCUGCACAUUCUUGUAUUUAAUCCCUCAUGUUUUG